Molecule: messenger RNA, 1391 nt
Organism: Tigriopus californicus
Lineage: Eukaryota; Metazoa; Arthropoda; Copepoda; Harpacticoida; Harpacticidae
Product: band 7 protein AGAP004871-like
Exons: 4
Coding region: 281-1255 (324 amino acids)
Cellular component (GO): plasma membrane
Source: RefSeq, a predicted model, not a curated record
AGUUCAAGGCCGGCGUCCGUUCCAUUGAAGAGAAAUUUUAAGCGAUGCAACUUACUUCUUGGGGUGGAACACUCAAAGUGAUUGUACGGAGAUCAACCUUUUGAUAGGAUUCGAUGCAAGGGGGCGCUAUCGGCGAUAAUUCGUGCCUCGUUAAUAACUAAACGAUUGACGGAGCUAGUCGAGUUGGAAAGGUAGAAGAGGUAUCUGUGGUGUCCACUUGGAUCCAUUUACAAGAGGAAAAGCACAUUGUAAGAUUCGUCCAACUCAUUUCGUUGAUUCCAUGGACCAAAUUCGGUCCGCAACCCAAUCACGUCGAUCGAGUGUGACCCCAUCAAAUGUGCCCAUCAUGAUGGACACCCAAGAAGAGGGACCUAAACGGAGAUCCAGCAGAUCACAUCAACUCGGUAAAUUGGAGCAAUCGCGCGGUUACAACAUCCAAGACAUCCACGAACAUGAUAAUGAAGAGGACGAGGAUGCUUGCACGGGGAUAUGUUCAACGUUUCUUAUGGUUAUCUCGAUCUUUUUGGUCGCCAUGACUUUUCCCCUGUCCUUGUUUGUGGUUAUCAAGCAGAUCCAGGAAUAUCAACGAGCGGUCAUCUUCCGCUUGGGUCGGGUCAAGACCAAAGGUGCCAUGGGGCCAGGUUUAUUUUUCGUUCUACCCUGCAUCGAUAAGAUUCGAGUGGUGGAUAUCCGAACUGUUUCCUUCAACGUUCCGCCCCAAGAGAUCCUAUCAAAAGACAGCGUGACGGUGACGGUGGAUGCCGUGGUGUACUAUCGCAUUCAGAAUCCCAUGGCGGCUGUUUGCAACGUGGCCGACUUCAACCAAUCCACUCGUUUGUUGGCGGCCACUUCGCUGAGGACCACACUGGGGAUGAGGAAUCUUACAGAGAUCUUGAGUGAGAGAGAGCAAAUGUCCAUCGGCAUUCUCGAAACUUUGGAGGUCGCCACGGAGCCGUGGGGAAUUAAAGUCGAGAGAGUGGAAGUGAAGGAUGUGAAGCUGCCUCAACAAUUACAACGAGCCAUGGCGGCUGAAGCUGAAGCCACGAGGGAGGCUCGGGCCAAGGUCAUUGCAGCCGAAGGAGAACAAAAGGCAUCCCGAGCCCUGCAGGAGGCUGCCAAUGUUAUCAGCCAAUCUCCGGCAGCCCUGCAACUCCGAUAUCUACAAACACUAUCUCAUAUCUCAGCGGAGAAGAACUCCACUGUCAUUUUUCCAUUGCCGAUUGAUCUUUUGCAAAGUUUCAUGAACAAGCGUUGACUUCAAUGUUUUACAUUGUUUGUCAUGUAUCCUUACCGGGUCCUCGGGAUCCUCCGGACAGUAAUCGACCUAGCCGGAAGAUAACAGCCCUUUCAUACUCUUGAACAACCUAGAAAUAAAAGAAAGUGCAAGGAAA